Uranotaenia lowii is the source of this 5667-nucleotide messenger RNA. RefSeq lists its product as uncharacterized. NCBI's taxonomy places the organism in Eukaryota, Metazoa, Arthropoda, Insecta, Diptera, Culicidae. Gene Ontology annotation, molecular function: nucleic acid binding. The coding region runs from base 1 to 5667 and encodes 1888 amino acids. Gene Ontology annotation, biological process: DNA integration. The record is from RefSeq and is a predicted model, not a curated record. The transcript has a single exon.
AUGUGCAGUGCUGAAUUCAACAGUGCCAAUCCGUCCUACGAGUAUCACACAUCCAAUAAAUCAACUGCCAUCGCCACAACCACUAACGUGUUAGUAGGCUCACGCACGACAUCUGGAAUCAUUCCCCGAGUUUCGACAGCUACGGAAACAAUCGCCUCCAUGCAAGCUAACGAUCAUCGUAACAAUCAGUUUAUGGGUUCUACGGAUCAACAGAAUCAGAAGGCGCCGAGCUCGACUAAGUCAUCAGUGAGACAACGACGGGUGUUGCUGGACCUUCAGAAGCUACAAGAAGAAGAACGGCUCAUCGAGGAGGAAUAUAAGAAGAAGAAGGAAAUAUUGAAUCGUCGCUUUGAUCUCAUGCAGGAAAUAGCUAGCAACUCGUCAUCUACAACAUCGAUAGCCGAAACUGAACCGAAGAAGAAAGUGGAGGAUUGGUUGGACCGUUCAAUCCCCGAAUUCACCCGCGAAGCUAGAAUGGAAUAUCGCCCACUACAGCAACAGAACCCGUGUAUUCAGCAGCAGUGCAGCGAAGAUGCGCAAGCAAAUGAGAAUACUCACAGGCACAGUGCCCCGUUGAAUCAAAUGAUUGCUCGAAUGCAGCCAAAGCCGUACGUGGUAAAUACAUAUGCUCGUCCAAACAUGGGAAAGGAAAGUUUCAUUCCAGUGCAGCAAUCUACCCCACAACGGACUACGGGUUUUCCACAUGCAAAUAUCGUUAAUUUGAAUAGUUUUUCAAAUAGUCAUGCAUUAGCCCGCCAAGCUGCGUCCCGAGAGCUGCCAACCUUCACCGGUGUUCCCGAAGAAUGGCCACUUUUUAUAUCUACAUUCUACACUACUACAUCUAUGUGCGGGUACACUCAAGAAGAAAAUCUAUUGCGACUCCAGAAAAGCUUGCGCGGAAAAGCAUUUGAUGCUGUAAAAUGCAUGUUAAUGCAUCCUUCCAAUGUCGAGUGCAUAAUGUCAACCCUCAAAAUGCUUUUCGGAAGUCCCGAAGUGAUAAUUCACAAUCUGAUAUCCAGAAUACAGUCCACGCCACCACCCCGUGCCGAUCGUCUCGAAACGGUGAUUGAAUUUGCGUUAGUAGUGAAAAAUCUCUGCGCUACCAUUGUAGCUUGUCAGAUGGACGAGUAUAUUUACAACGUCGAACUUGUGCGGGAAUUAGUGGACAAACUACCGACACAGUUUAAAGUGGAUUGGGCGAGGCACAGGAGAUUAAUCGCUGAUACCAGACUGACUUCCUUUUGCGAUUGGUUGUACGAAUUGGCUGAAACAAUUUCGCCAAUUGCUAUGCUCUCUUGCCAGGACUCCAGCGCAAACAAAGUUGGAAGAAAAGUAACCGGUUUUUUAAAUGCCCACUCGGAACCAGAUGAAAUUGAUCAACCAGCCUAUGCUUGGGGUAAACCUGAUCGUGGACAGCCCAAUACUCCUCCUAAAUCCUGUAACGUUUGCAAAGGUGAAUGUAAUUCUCUGGAAAAGUGUAAAAGGUUUAUUGAGAUGAGUUAUAAAGCCCGCUGGGCUGCAGUUAAUGAAUUUUAUUUCUGUAAAAAAUGUCUUGGUAAGCACCCUAGAAUGCCUUGCAAAUCUCAGAGAAUAUGUGGCACAAACGGUUGUCUUUAUAAGCACCAUCCACUUCUACAUAAUCCCGCAAAGGAUACGCAGGGUUCAACUCAACAAAACCCAGAAUCUUCUGUCGUUCAUCGAGAUUGUAACAUCCAUCACUACACUUCAAACCAGGCACUUUUUCGUGUGGUACCAGUCGUGUUAUAUGGCCCAAACAGGAAGAUAAACACAUUCGCGUUUCUAGAUGACGGAUCUUCGCUAACUUUGAUGGAAUCAUCGCUUGCUUCGGAGCUAGGAGUGUCUGGGAAAGUCGAACCACUCUGCUUACGAUGGACUGGCAAUAAAACUCGACAGGAGAAUUCUGAAAAUAUUACCAUUGAAAUCUCAGGUGUGAACGAGAUGCAUAAACGCUAUCGCCUACCAGAGGUGCUCACUGUUUCAAAUUUAGAUCUCUUCCAUCAGACUUUAGAUAUGGACGAAAUGAGGAAACGAUACAGUCACCUCAGAGGAAUUCAGGUUGAAUCUUAUGAAGGAGUUCAACCUCGUAUACUUAUCGGCAGUAACAACGCAAACCUUGGUUACGUUCUGAAAGGCAGAGAAGGAAAAAUGCAUGAACCAGUGGCGACAAAGACACGACUUGGCUGGAUCGUAUAUGGUGGUGCAGAAUUAGGUCAACAACAGUUUUUGGGCUACCAUGGAGCACAUAGAUGUUCAUGUCAGGGUGAGCAAUGUGAAGUUUUACACCAGGCCAUGCAAAAAUAUUUCUCGAUCGAUGGGUUAGGUAUCACAAAACCAACAACUCUUGUGGAAUCUAAGGAAGAUACUCGAGCACGGAGACUUCUAGAAAGCAUGAAGCGUAGAAAGGAUGGACGAUUUGAAACUCGACUUCUUUGGAAGUAUGACCAUUUCCAGCUCCCAGAAAGUAAAUCGCUCGCUCUUCGCCGUUAUGCGUGCCUCGAAACACGCAUGAAUAAAGAUCCAGAUCUUAAGGCAUCUCUCUACGAUAAGGUUAAAGACUACGUUCUAAAAGGCUAUAUUCGCAAGCUCACCGAAGCUGAAAUUGAAGACAAGAAUCCAAGGGUAUGGUAUCUGCCAGUUUUUCCAGUGUUCAAUCCCAAUAAACCCAAGAAGAUACGCAUCGUGUGGGACGCCGCAGCUAAGAGUCACGGAACAGCACUGAAUUCACUACUCUUAACAGGACCGGAUCAGAAUUCCUCUCUUACUGACGUUCUGUUUAGGUUCCGUGAAAAUCGGAUAGCGGUUUGUGGUGACAUAUGCGAAAUGUACCAUCAAGUACUUGUAGCGGAGGAAGACCAACACUGUCAACGGUUUUUGUGGAGAGAAAAUCCACACGAUUCUAAGAUCAGCGAAUAUGUCAUGCAAGUGAUGACAUUUGGGGCAUGUUGUUCGCCCAGUUGUGCACAAUUCGCCAAAAAUAUGAACGCGAGGGAAUAUGCAGGACAAUAUCCUCGAGCAGCAUCAGCAAUUAUAGAAAACCACUAUGUAGACGAUAUGCUCAUAGCCACAGAAACAGUGGAAGAAGCUAUUUGCUUGGCAAAGGAAGUUCGGUACAUACACGCUCAAGCUGGGUUCGAAAUGAGGAAUUGGGUAUCUAAUUCACCGGAAGUUUUGGAGACACUAAAUGGUACGAGCGGUAACGAAAAGAAUCUCAACUAUGAUGCAGAGUUAUCCACUGAAAAAGUUCUUGGUAUGUGGUGGUGCACGAUAUCAGAUAGCUUCACCUUUAAAUUGUCCCCAAAACAUGAAAAAGAGCUCCUAUCUGGCGAAUGCGUUCCGACGAAGCGACAGGUAUUACGCACGUUGAUGGCCGUAUUUGAUCCUCUCGGGCUUCUCUCAAAUCUUAUGAUUUACCUAAAAAUUCUUCUUCAAGAAGUAUGGCGCACUUCAAUCGAUUGGGAUGAGAAAAUUCCUAGCAAUAUUUUCAAAAAUUGGCUGCAGUGGUUGGCAGUACUCCCUAAAGUGCAAUCAGUAAGUGUUCCUCGUUGCUAUCGCUCGAAUAUAAACUUGGAGGCAGACACUAUCGUACAGCUACACACAUUCGUCGACGCUAGCGAACUAGGCUACGCUGCGGUAGUCUACCUACGCUUCGAAUACCACGGAAAGAUUGAGACCUCCAUUGUUGCCGCUAAAGCUCGAGUCGCACCUUUGAAGUUUCUGUCCAUUCCAAGGAUGGAGUUAGAAGCUGCGGUCAUUGGAGCCCGACUGACAGCCUCCAUUUGCAAGGCAUUAUCGUUAAACAUCAAUCAGCGUUUCUUCUGGAGCGAUUCUCGUGAUGUACUCUGUUGGAUCAGAUCUGACCAUCGACGAUACUCGCAGUACGUAGGGCAUCGCGUGAGUGAAAUCUUGGAAACUACUCGAAUUGUGGAAUGGAGAUGGAUUCCGUCUGAAGAAAACGUCGCGGAUGAAGGCACCAAGUGGCAAAAACCUCCCGAGCUAACCAACGACUGCCGUUGGUUUAAUGGACCGGAAUUCUUACACCAAAAUGAAGCAAUGUGGCCAGUAGAACGAAACUUUCAGCAACCAACAACGGAGGAACUCAGAAAAAGCGUAUACUGUCACGAACAUAUCUCUUUACCAAAAAUACUGUUUGAUUCCUCACGCUUUGGGAGUUGGAACCACCUUCGGAGAACUUCAGCAAUGUUUAACAGAUAUAUACAGAACAUAAAAAAUGGGAUUAACGCGACAGCACCGUUAUUCGGACCGCUAUCAGGGUCUGAGAUACAGCAAGGCGAAAUACGUAUGUUUCGACAAGCACAGCAAGAACACUUUGCGAUGGAGAUAAAAAUUCUCUCCUGCAAAGAUCUUACCCAAAAAGGCCUUCCAACUACAAGUAAUCUUUUCGAAUUCUGGCCUUUUCUAGACAGCGAAGGUGUUCUAAGAGCAAAGACGCGCAUUGGAGCUUGUGAUGUUGCUAGUAUGGAUACCAAGAACCCGAUAAUCCUACCAAAGGAUAGUCACAUAUCAUGGCUUAUAGUUCAGCACUAUCACGUACGCUUCUAUCACCGUAACCAUCGUACAGUGCUAAACGAACUUAAACAACGCUUCAGGAUCAUCCCGAAACUAGCAAGCCUUUACAAGAAAGUACAAUCAGCUUGCCAGGUAUGCAAGAACAUGCGAGCAGCGCCUCAUCCUCCUCCGAUGAGUGAUCUUCCCGUGUCGAGAGUUUCAGCAUUUACCAGACCAUUUUCGUAUGUAGGCGUCGAUUAUUUUGGACCACUGAACGUCACCGUGAAGCGCAGCACCGAAAAACGUUGGGGGGUACUAAUAACGUGUCUCACAGUUAGGGCUAUUCAUAUUGAAAUCGCACACUCAUUAUCGGCACAAUCGUGUAUAAUGGCACUGAGAAAUUUCAUGGGGAGAAGAGGCAUUCCAAUACAAAUUGUAAGCGACCGUGGUACGAAUAUGAUCGGCGCAAGCAAAGAACUUUUAUUGGCUUUAAAAGAAUUGAAUCAAGACAUGAUAAUACAGGAAAUCUCUAGUCCAGAUACAACUUGGACAUUCAUUCCACCGGCAUCUCCACAUAUGGGCGGUUCUUGGGAACGCAUGAUUCAAACUGUUAAACGAAAUUUGAAUCAAAUAAGUCCACGACACCAACCAACUGAUGAAGUAUUGCGUAAUCUAUUGAACGAAGUAGAAAACGUGGUAAAUUCCAGGCCUUUGACUCAUCUUGAAAUGGAAGAUCCCGAGUCACCAGUCCUGACACCAAACCAUUUCCUACUAGGUUCAUCGAACGGUUUAAAACCAGCAACGUUGUUUGAUGAUAGCAGCAAAGCUCUUAACAAUACGUGGCGAACAUGCCAAGUGGAAGCAAACAUCUUCUGGAAGCGUUGGGUGAGAGAUUACCUGCCGGAGAUUACAAGACGAUCCAAAUGGCUAACGCCGGUGAAGUCUAUCGAAAUCGAUGACAUAGUAGUUGUUGUCGAUCCGAAUCUACCAAGAAACUGCUGGCCUUUAGGAAGAGUGAUAUCUGUAAUUCAGGGUAAAGAUAAACAAGUGAGAGCUGCAAUCAUUCAAACAGCGACUGGAAUAUACGAACGACCAGCUGUUAAACUCGCCGUGCUAGAUGUUAGACGCGGAAUUAAGUAA